Solanum verrucosum is the source of this 979-nucleotide messenger RNA. RefSeq names its product syntaxin-51-like. Gene Ontology annotation, biological process: intracellular protein transport; vesicle fusion. The transcript is spliced from 7 exons. The record is from RefSeq and is a predicted model, not a curated record. Gene Ontology annotation, molecular function: SNAP receptor activity; SNARE binding. NCBI's taxonomy places the organism in Eukaryota, Viridiplantae, Streptophyta, Magnoliopsida, Solanales, Solanaceae. Gene Ontology annotation, cellular component: SNARE complex; endomembrane system. Bases 261 to 956 code for a protein of 231 amino acids.
GGACAAUUGAUUCAGCUUCCUUUCUUCCCUCAAUUCCGUUUGACCUUUUCCCCGGAUAACAAUUUUGUAAAAACGUAAAGGAGAAAAGGUUAUAUAUGGUUUCUUGAUCCAAAACUAUCAUCAAAUUGUUGAAUCAUUAGUUUAUAUUUGAAGGCAUGUGCUGCAAAUGAGACGUUCUCAGCAAUAUUGGGGUUAUUCAGAGAAUUAGUUUAAAGCUCUAACAGCAAGCCUGGUUGACAUCAUUUUGGUGAAAGGUUAGAAUGGCAUCGUCUGCUGACUCAUGGAUGCGUGAAUUUAAUGAAGCAUCCAAACUUGCGGAUGAAGUCAGUUCUAUGAUUUCUGCGAAGAGCUCUUUGCCCUCUUCCGGACCUGAAUCACAGCGCCAUUUAUCUGCAGCUCGGCGAAAGAUCACUAUAUUAAAGACAAGGCUUGAUACUCUCCAGUCCCUUCUGCAAACGCUCCCAAGCAAGCAGCCUUUAUCAAAAAAGGAGAUGAAACGUCGUCAUGACAUGCUUGAUAAUAUGAUUGUGAAAGCUAAUCAGUUGGCAACUACACUCAACAUGAAUAACCUUGCAAAUAGGGAUAGCUUGCUCGGCCCAGAAACUAAGCGACCUGAUGUUAUCAGUAGGGCAACUGGUCUUGACAACCAGGAUCUUGUAGGUUUUCAACGUCAAGUUAUAAAAGAGCAGGACGAGGAUCUUGAUAAAUUGGAGGAGACAGUGAUAAGCACAAAACAUGUCGCGUUAGCAAUCAAUGAGGAGCUCAACUUACAUACUGCACUACUGGAUAACUUAGAUUACCAUGUUGAUACAACAAACUCCCGUCUUCAGAGGGUGCAAAGGAAAUUGGCAUUUUUGAAUAAGCGCACAAAAGGUGGCUGUACUUGGUUGUGCCUAUUGGUCAUAUUCAUCGUUAUUCUAGCCGUUGUCAUCUUCCUAUUGGUAAAGUUCUUGUGAUCUGAUUCUUCUAUUGUCCUCUU